Molecule: messenger RNA, 1104 nt
Organism: Penicillium manginii
Lineage: Eukaryota; Fungi; Ascomycota; Eurotiomycetes; Eurotiales; Aspergillaceae
Product: 3-deoxy-7-phosphoheptulonate synthase
Exons: 3
Coding region: 1-1104 (367 amino acids)
Biological process (GO): aromatic amino acid biosynthetic process
Cellular component (GO): cytoplasm
Molecular function (GO): 3-deoxy-7-phosphoheptulonate synthase activity
Source: RefSeq, a predicted model, not a curated record
AUGCCUCUUGUCAACACCACCGAAGUUAACGAGGACACUCGCGUCCUCGGCUACGACCCUCUCCUGCAGCCUCAGUUCCUCCAAACCGAGAUCCCCGCCCCCGAGCGCGCCAUCAAAGCCGUCCGCCAAGGCCGCAAUGACGCCGUCGAGAUCAUCGAGCAACGCGACGACCGCCUCCUCGUCGUCGUCGGCCCCUGCUCAAUCCACGACCCAGACACAGCCCUCGAGUACGCCCGCCGCCUAAAGGAACUCUCCACCAAACUCUCCAAGGACCUCUGCAUAAUCAUGCGCGCCUACCUCGAGAAGCCCCGCACAACCGUCGGCUGGAAGGGCCUAAUCAACGAUCCCGACAUCGACGAGUCCUACAACAUCAACAAAGGCCUCCGCGUCAGCCGCAAACUCUACGUCGACCUAACCAGCACCGGCCUCCCCAUCGCCUCGGAAAUGCUCGACACCAUUUCCCCCCAGUACAUGGCAGACCUAAUCUCGCUUGGCGCCAUCGGCGCCCGCACAACUGAGUCCCAGCUCCACCGCGAACUCGCCUCAGGCCUCUCCUUCCCAAUCGGCUACAAGAACGGCACAGACGGCAAUCUCACCGUCGCAAUCGACGCCAUUGGCGCAGCCGCACACCCGCAUCGCUUCCUCGGCGUCACGAAGCAGGGUCUCGCUGCCAUCACCAAGACCGCCGGUAACGAGCACGGCUUCGUGAUCCUGCGCGGCGGUAACCGGGGCACGAACUACGACCGCGAGAACAUCCGCAUUGCGCGCGAGGCGUUGCGCGCGAAGAAGCAGCGCGAGGUGCUGAUGGUGGACUGCUCGCAUGGGAAUUCGAAGAAGAACCACCUUAACCAGCCGCUUGUGGCGAAGGAGGUUAGUGAUCAGUUGCGCGAGGGUGAGACGGGCAUUAUUGGCGUUAUGAUUGAGUCGAAUAUCUAUGAGGGUAACCAGAAGGUACCCCCCGAGGGACCUUCGCAUUUGCUCAAGGGUGUUUCUAUUACCGAUGCUUGUAUUAACUGGGAGAUGACUGUUGAGACGCUGCAUGAUUUGGCUGAUGGUGUUCGUGCUCGUCGUGAGGUGAUUAAGUCCAAGGCGAAUGGUAACUAG